GUGAUGUUAAACCUGCCAUUUAAUCGUGGUUUUCCUUCAUUUGUGUUAGAGGGGAAGACGCACAAAAGAGGGCAUGAAUGGAAGCACUAUGUAUUACAUUUGUUGCCAUUAUUUCAUUAGUAAUUUUUUUUGGAAAGAUUGGUUCACGUUUUCAGGGUUUAUUAAAUGACUGUAAGUUACAAAACAUCAUCAUCACCUAAAUUUGUUGUUUUUUUUUUAAACAUGCCUUGCCUUUAGUUUUACUGAAAUCCGGUUUAAGAAGAAGAAACACAGAUAUACAUCUAAAAAAAAGUCUUCAGUCAAUAAACUCUAAACCUUCACUCAAUCUGAAAUUGUAUAGGGUGUGCUAAUGUUUUAUUUGUGAUAUUGCAGCAUACCGCGAGGCAGAAUCGAUCGUUAGACAUCCAGCGGGCUACCCUAGAACCAAGACUGGUGAGUGUAGAAACAUUGUGGGUUUUUAUUUUUUUCUCUGCGGUAAUUUCCAUUGACUUGUGAGGAAUUUCCCAUUUGGCACAGAGUGACUCAAUGGAAUAUCAAAUGGAAAAAUAAUUUUUUUAUUGUUUUGAAGCAACGUCAAAAUAAAUCAACUUAAUAUAAUAAUAGGAUCAUGUAUAUCAAUUCAAGACCACUGCCCUAAAAGUAUUUUCUUUUUAGAAGUACUUAUUUAUGCAAGUAACGAAAAGUAGGCUGUAUAUUUAAUGUUAGUUUUGUUUUUUGAAGUUACCAGUUGGGGCUAGUUUUUUAUUUUUAUUAUUUUUUUUUAAAGUUUAUGAUAACAUCCCAAAACUGGUCAUUACUUUGGGAUAUUAUGCGGGUAGGCGUCAUUUCUUGUAAUAGUAAAUGACGUUAAAAAUUUACUUCACAAUCAUCAUUACAGAUAUGACAUGCAUGGUUAGUGCCGUUAAAAAAAAUCCCGGUUAGUGCCGUACUAUCAUCGUAGGUGCCAUUAUAAUCAUCAUUGGUGAAAUUUCAAUCAUAGCUGGUGCCAUGUCAAUCGUUGCUGGCGUAAUUUCAAUUAUCAUUGUUGCCUUUCCAAUCAUCGUUGGUGCAAAUACAAUCAUCAUCGGUGUUAGAACAACCAUCGUUGGUGUAAUCGCAAUGAUUGUUCGUGCCAUUACAAUCAUUGUUACUGGCAUAAACAAAAUGCCAUCUUGAUCUCAUUUAAAAAAAUAAUAAAAUGUGUAUCCUUUUUCAGCCGUAUUGUUUGUCUAUCCACAAAGUCAAAUCCAUCAUUUAGCUGUGAAACUCCAGCUGAGGUAUAACAAGAAAUGAACCACGGACAAACUUACAUCAAGUGAAAACACGUUUCUCUAUGUCUAUAGCACACAUCAUUCAUUAAUUAUAUUCAAUCUGUAUUUCUUGAUGCAUCUAUAUUUUUUUCCCCAGAUUGUUACGAGAUUGCGUACAGUUUUGAAUCAGAAGAUUGCGUCUAUCAAUCUUAUAAUGAAUGCGAAAAAAAUCCGCAACAUGACGGUUUCAUACCGAUCAAUGAUGUCAGCAUCGUAAGCUUUCCCCCUUACUACCAGACUCAGUCCCUGGUCGAUUUGACGUUUGCAUUAGCGGCAGUAACGGUAAAACUCAGUAUCUUUUACGUGAGCGAAGACAGGCCGAAGACAUUCGCUGACAAGGAAAUCCCAUACCCUUUUGGGGAGACGUCGGGCAAGAGUAUCUUUUUAAAGGGAAGUGGACGAAUUCGGUUUGUAAACAAAUAUCCUUUUUAUGAUAACAAGACGUGUCCCUGUGCACGGUGUACUCACUCAACAGCCCCCAAGAAAGACUGGUGGAUGGUUGGCGUCGUCACGGCAGCUCACGUCGUAUUCGACGAAAAAGAAGCAAAAUCCACCAGGUGUCGAGUCGAUUACAAUACCGAGGUCAAGGAACUGAAACCGGAAAACUCUCUCCAGGGAUACGGUAUCGCAGAGCGUGGAGUGUUCGUUGAGGAGGACAGAAGCAACGUGCUCUUCUGCACGCACGACUCGAGCCUGGCCGCGGAGCUAGAGUCGAGAGUAGCGCAUUACAAAGCUCAGUGCGAGAAGGUCGUGGAGGAGUUCCAGGACAACGCUGAGAGAGAGCUGGUCAUCGUCGUGUCGCACCCCCACGGCCGUGCCAAGUGUGCGUCCAUCGGAAGGGCGGAGAGGAGGUUGAAAGUGGAGACGGGGUUUACGAAGUACGAGUACAGCGUCGCCACGUGCCCCGGUACAAGUGGGGCGCCGGUGUACAUGUUGGACAGAACCAAGUUACCGUUCUGUAAUCACCCCCACAGCGCCGCGUUUAAAGAAAAGGAUAACAGUGGCUACUCCGCAGGAGGAUAUUGAAAAUAGACAAUGUUCAUUUUGGGGCUGGCUAGUCCUCUCGCUGGACAUGUAAGUCCGUAGCCAGCCAGGACGACCUAGCUAUCUUAACUCUUGACCAUUUCAGGAAUUGUUAGCUAUGUCACCCAGUCUUAUCUUCUGUCUCUGACCAUCGCAAGGGUGUCAGGCAAGCUCGCGCAGCACACAACUAUGAGUUGUAUUAUGUGGAUGGCUGAGCUACGAUGUCAUUUAUUUCAUGUUCAAAAAAAAAAAAAAAAAAAAAAAAAAAAAAAAAAAAUUUUUUUGUAUCUGUGGCCAUAUUAGCUUACGUUCAACUUGAACAAUGAAAACAAACUUAAAGGGGCGUUCAGAAAAUAUUUCUUUUAGCGAUCGUGGACCAACACCAUACCCUUCAACCAUACAGUCUCACAUAUUCUUGAAGUCUCCUGGACAUAGUCGCAACGAGCAGCACUUCGUACGUUAAGAAUACGUUAAAUCCAGUCUUCGCUUGAAAGAAACAUUCGCUAACGUCUGUGAGCAGACGUUUAAACCAUACAAAAAUAUUGUAAAAAUUAUUUUGUUAUUAUUUUGUUAAUUCGAUUCUUUUUUUUUUAUUAUUAAUUUAUUAUUUUGUUGAUAAUUUUGUUCUUUAUUUUGUUGGCAUAGAAGUUGAUUAUUUUUCUUGGGUAAUUUGUUUCUGUAAAAAAAAAAAUUACAUUUUAUGCAUUUUAAUGUAAAACUUGAGUAAGGAAAAAAAAUGUUUUUAUGAAUGUGUGAGUAUUUCACGACUUGUGAGCGCAUUUGUUUGUGUAAAACUAUAAGAAAGAGAUAAUUAGCUUCUAAUAGCAGGAAGGUGCUUCUUGAAACAGCAAGUUAGAACAGUGUUUUGGGAAAAUUCAUAAAAUUCUCAAUAGCACUAAGUAUAAAAACUCGCACAUGAUAUAUUAAAGAAAAAAAAAUACAACCUCCAACAGCUUUACCACUUUAAAAAAAAAUAAAAAGAAAUUAUUAAAUCA
This is a messenger RNA of Lymnaea stagnalis (great pond snail), 3307 nucleotides long. The record is from the annotation of a GenBank genome assembly. Lineage: Eukaryota; Metazoa; Mollusca; Gastropoda; Lymnaeidae.